This is a messenger RNA of Chenopodium quinoa (quinoa), 985 nucleotides long. RefSeq lists its product as uncharacterized. The record is from RefSeq and is a predicted model, not a curated record. The transcript is spliced from 3 exons. NCBI's taxonomy places the organism in Eukaryota, Viridiplantae, Streptophyta, Magnoliopsida, Caryophyllales, Amaranthaceae. Bases 289 to 777 code for a protein of 162 amino acids.
CCCUUAGUAUAAUAAAGUUGUUGCCGCCAAAAAAAAAAAGAACUAUAACUCCUUAUUGUAGUGCAGUUUAUCUCUAUUUCUCUUUACAUACUCUUCUCUUUACUCUCUUCAUAAAAAAAUAUCAAAUUUAUCGCUACUUCCGUGCACAGAAUCUCUAUUGUAGUGUAGUUUACGUUCUCCACUGAUCAUCAAUUUAAGGCAAAGAAAAAGGAUGGAAUUUUACCAACUGCUGCUGAAGUUUAUGAGAGCACUCAUUCUGUUUGUGUGGGCAAUGAUGAAGUUGAAUUGAUGGGUGACAAGUCUCAAAAAGUCAUGGGAGAAUAUAUGGAAAAACUUGAGGAAUGUAAGAACAAAGGAAUUGAGAUAAAUCCCGACAAAGUCUACUUGGAGUUUGUAGGUGGGCAAAAGAAAGGAAAAGUCUACGGUUUAGGGAGUGCUUCACAAAUGUAUUACAAGAAUGAUCCUACUUCUCAAUCUACUGCUUCAUCUUCCACUCCUUCCAUGAUUUCUCAAUUAAGUUCUCAAGUUGAAGAACUAAAGAAGAUGGCGGAAGAAAACCAUAACAAGGUAGAAGAAAGCCAAAAAAUAGCGGCAGAGAGCUUAAAAUGUGCUAAGGAAUUCGUCGAAAAUCAUGAGAUCGAAAAGGCUACAUGGAAGAAGGAAAAAUUAACUAUGCAAAAAACAUUGCAGGAAAUGGCAUCACUUGUAAAACAAGUUUACCGUCCUUAUAAGCCUCCUACGCCUGCAGUCACCCGCUCUCGUGAUAUAACUAAGUGAUUUUUAUUUUCUUGGUGGUAAUUUUAUGAACAACUGGCCUUUUACAUUGUCAUUAAUUCUUGUUUGAAGUAGCUUUUUUUUUAUAUGGGAGGUGACUUUUGGAACAAUUAGUCUUAUAAGUUAAAUAUUGUUUUUUAAUACAUUGAUACAAAAUUGAUUGAUAUUUUGGAUAUUUGAAUAAAAUUAACAUUUUGGUUAUUUGAAUUUA